UCCGGGUUACACCCAUCUCUCUUCUGAAACUAGACUAGUCGGAGGCUGCAGUACAUGAGAAAGCUCAAAUUGUUUUGUUUACAAAGCGCUAGCUACGUAAGUGCAUGGACCUCAAAAUGCAAAGCCUGGCCCAGGAGGAUAAAGAUGCCAGUCUUCCUCUGUCAUCCCUGCGUCUUCACGUCCCUCCACUGCGGCUGGUGUCGGCCGCUCUGUGGCAAGUCGUCCAGCGGAGAGACAUUAUGGACUACGGCUUGGUGGAGGAGUUUGUCAGCACCGUCUUCCAGGUAGUCCCUGAUCUGAUGAGUUACAGAGAGCGAGUGCAACUCAUCAUGGGGCUUCGAGCACAGCUGGUUCUAGAGUUGUUUCGUACAGAUCACUUAGCCAACCCUGAGACGGUCCAGCCCCACCUCAACAGAGUGAGAUCCUGUAUCAACACUCAUAGGGAUAUUGAGGUUCCUGAUCCAGAGGUGGAGGUAUCAGAAUCUAACUUCCUGAAGCUGAUUCAAACCCUACUAGAGGACCCAGUUCAGAGGGAACGCUUCUUCCAGAACGUUUUUCUAGAGGAAUUUGGCGCCAAGUUCAACUCUGCACUUCAGUCUCUGUUGUGGGAGUUUCUAUCUAGGUUGGAGAAGCUGCUUCCAACACCAACUCUUCAACAGACUGCAUCUUGGAUCUCUCCGGACCACUCUAUCCUAGAGGAGUGUGUGCAGACAGUGUGUCAUCCAGAACCCUUGAAGUCCCUUCUCCAGUACCACAACAACAGAUAUCAUAUGGACACCAACGAUGGAUCUUCGGUUGAUAACCACAUACUGUCCUCUCUGUCCCUCUCACCCUCACUCCUAGAAACCAGUGAGCCCUUUGACACAGAGGUUAACCCAGAACGUAUGCAGGGGUCUCUGAACAUUGGGAGCCCUUCCGUAUCGGAUGAGUUGGAAAUGAACACACCUUCCAACCAUCUUCAAAACGAAAAUGGGCUGGAACUCCAAGCGAAGCCUCACACCAUCCAAAAGCAAGUGCAGGAAUUGUCAAGUUUGUCUUCUUCCUGUCUGCUCUUUCAGCCUACAGUGCUGCUGCACAGACUGGAAAAUACUGAUAUGCAUUUAACUGUGUCUUUUCCAACAUUGAGGAAAGAAAUACCUCAGAAAUCUUUGUCUAAAACAACGGGUACAUUUGUUAGAAGCAAGCGGCUCAAAAUGUGCUCCUUAUGUGGGAAGACUUUCAUUGAAGCAGAAGAUUUGACGGCACACGUAAGAUCUCACACUGAGCUGAGUCCUUUCCAGUGUGUGCGGUGUUUAGACAGUUUUGAAGAUCAGGAGAACUUCCUGAAACAUCAGCAGACUGGGUGUGAGGAGGCAGCUGAACCAGACGAGGACAACAUGUCAACAGAAUCUGUUGAGGAUGGGAUAGAGACAUCCCAAACCCAUGAUACUUCAGUUCUGCGCCGAACAGCUUCCAAAGUUCGGCCCACUACAACACAGUCUUCCAAAGCCAAAACAUGUAAUCUGUGUUACAAAACUUUCAUCACUGUACAUGCAAUGAGAAGGCACCAGAUCUUCAAACAUGAUCAGCUCCUUUACCAGUGCUGCGACUGUGGAGAACAUUUCAACAGAAAGUUUAAUCUAAGGGAACACAAGGCUAAAUGCCAUCCAACUAAAUCUUCCAAAUCCAGAACAUGCUGUUUGUGUAACAACUCUUUCACCAGUCUUUAUUUUUUGACAAAGCAUCUUAAAUCGCAACAUAAUAUGCUCCCUUACCAGUAUCGUGAGUUUAAGAGGAAAACUCGCUUUUCCUGCCUUGGCUGUGAAGCAAAGUUUGAAAAUAGGUGCAAUUUGAAGGAGCAUAAAAAAGAGUGUUUGGGAGUGAAAGGUCUCUUCUCUUGCUCUGUUUGCAAGAAGGCUUUCAUUCAAGCAAGGGAUUUAAAAGCACACAUGAGAUCUCACAAGAAAGGUUUUAAUUUGAAAGAACCUAAAAAAGCUGCAGAGAGUCUUCACUCUUGCUCGAUUUGUGAUCAGACUUUCGUUAAGAGACAAGAUUUGAAAACACACUGGAGAAUCCACAAGUACCAGUGCACCCAGUGUUUGCAAAGCUUUGACCUUGAGGAGGAGUUACAGAAACAUCUUCGGGAAGUUCUGGAGGUGGCCGCUCAAGUAGAAGAGGACGACACACCUACAUCUUUUGAAGAGGAGACAUACCAGUUCUUUGACCGGUCCAACGGCAGUCACAUUCAAAGAUACUCUUCGAGAGCCAGAACAUGCCGUAUGUGUCAUAAGACCUUUGACAAUCCGUCUUCAAUGCGAACACAUCUGAAUUCCAAACAUGCCCAGCUACCUUACCAGUGCCAGCACUGUGGAGAAAACUUUAAGAAGCGGCUCAAUUUGAAAGAACACAGGAAAGAGUGCCAUCCCGAUCCAAAUUUUGAACCCAAGCAGUCAGUUAAAAUGAGGACAUGCCACUUGUGUCACAAUGUUUUUGACAGUACCACUUCUAUGAGGAAGCAUCUUAAAUCCCAGCAUGGUCAACUCCCUUACCAGUGCCCUGGCUGCGGAAAAGAUUUCCUGAAGAAACUUUCUUUGAAGGAGCAUGGAAAGGAGUGCUUUCAGAAACCACCAAAAGACCUGAGGGAGUCAGGCGAGGCAGUCGGUCCGAACCAGCACACAAGGGAAGUCAAUCCAGCAGAUGGCAGCAGCUCCCUGGUUUCUAGUAAAACCUCUGUAAACCAGAACCUAAUAACUCCACCCACUAAGAACUCCUAUCUUUGUGAGAUCUGUGGUAAAGGUUUUGACAUGCUGUCUCAAAUGAAAGAACAUAUGAGAAUCCACACCGGAGUGCGCCCCUUCCACUGCAGAGAUUGUGGCAAAGCCUUCAGUAGAAAGCGGAGUCUGAAGCGCCAUCGAUUGAUUCAUACAGAAGGUCGGCCAUUCCUUUGCACAGAUUGUGGCAAAUGUUUUAGUACAGAGGGCAGUCUGAAAUCUCAUCACCUGAUUCAUACAGGAGAACGGCCAUUUGAGUGCACUUUAUGCAAGUCAUGCUAUCUCACAAAGAAACACCUGCAAAGACAUAUGAGAAAACAUUGUUUUAAAACACAGUCAUAAAAAGUUUGUCACUCAAAAGGAUUUUCUUUAUUUUCUGGACUCAUUCCAACAACAAUUUAUUGUAAGGCGAAGGCAGGUCAGGGGCAGGCAGAGGAUCGAUACACAGGCUUUAAGGACAGGCCGGCGAUGAGAAGACUGGUGGUCGUGGAUAGGCAGGAGUACAGUACACAGGAGAUCUAGAGAUAAACACUAAGAGCAUUGGAAAAUAAAAAUAAAACACAAGGACCCUUGGCAUAAGACACAAAACAAACUGGCACAGGAACACAGGAAGGGCACAGAUUAAAUACACAGGGGGUAAUUGGGAUGGACCAUAAAGACAGCACAGGUGGAGGGAAUCAGGGUGACAUUUAUUUGUAUUCGUGACAUUUCGUUUUUCAUCCAGCUCUUUGUGUUCUGUCUUUUAUGUAACCCUGCCUGAGAUCUUAAGAUUUGGUUUCACAGACCAGAGGGGUGUACUACGAAGGGUGUUCAACCUACUCAGGUUUAACUUGGGGUUAUCGAGAAAAGUCAGGGUUGACAAACUCUGAUUGCCUAAAGUGGUGUUAAAUGGUAUUACGACAGUGUUUAAGAUGUUUGUUAGUUGACUUGGUGUUAACUUACUGGAGUUUGUGAGCAUUCGCCUAAAAGGGGCGUGUUCAGCAACGCAAGCUGAGGCUCAUGCUCCGUCUUCUAUCCUGGAAGUGUGCAUGUUUAAAUAGAAAGGUUAACGGCUUAAUCUAACACUGUGACGGCCAACAAAGCCAGAGAGGCUUGUUGGCAGGAUAUUGAUGACAGUAAAUCAAUGAGAGCAGUGUUCUUGUCCUAUGUUCUCUAUUCUGGCUGACAGACUGUAUUUGUAGUAUGAUUGAGAUGUAAGGACAAGAGAAUAGUCUAUCUAAACAUGUGAAAACAAAAGAUAAUUCAGUUAUGGCCUAAACAUGGGCUACACCUCUGGAAUUGACCCAUUACCCACUGUUAAUUAUUUAAGUUCUACUCCAUUGAACACCUAGGUUGCAGGGCUACCUGUAUGAAUUUAAUGAUCAAAUACCUGAACAUGAAUUCCUAUUCACAUAACCCCCCUCAUGUUCUCCCAGGGCGCUCUAAUGAGGAUAUGCGUACGGUCAAUCGCACCAAUCCCCUUCGGGAUUCAUAUGCGGAAAAAAAAAUAUAAGGCCCAGUGUAUUGCAUAUUAAAAAUAGACCAAGUAUUUUUUGCUAAUUACUUGCGAUCGCAUAAAAAGCAUAGUUAAUCCUAAGAAUUCUUAAAUGGCCAGGGAACACAACAAAUGCAUCAAGCAGUUUAGUGAGAGCAAGUACCACCUUGGGAACUGCUCGGCGAAGCCUACAGUAUUCUUGCUCAGAUGUUCAGCGUCACCGAUGGAAUACAUGAAUGUCCCCUGGCAAAAUAUCGCCCAGCACGACACACUGCUCAACAUUACUCCGGCGAGUGGCAAUGCAGACGUCUGGCCCUAGAAGCCGGCAAAGAUACCGAAUUCCCUCGGAUGAGAAGCAAUAUAUUCAUUAGAAAACACCAUCGGGGUAAAUUAAAUGAGUUACAAGGUCUUUAAACACCCUCGCCCUGCGGAGUGAGCCUCACAAUCCGUGCGGCAAUGUCGAUUGGGUCUCCCAAUGUGCCGGUCUUUUUGUGGGCGGAAGGGCGGUGCUUACCUUUGGUAACAUAGAGUUAACCAUGAAGAUAACACGCUCUGAGCUGUUUAGAGAUGCAGCGUAAAUUGCCAUGGCAGCAUACCCGGGGUAAAACGUAUUCACCUUUCGUAAUACGGGUUAAUUGGAAGUUACACCCGAGGUCACCAAGUUACUCCUGAAGUUAGCUCGAUAAGCCUGUUACCUCGCUUUGUAUUAUACCCCUCAGGUCUCAAAUGUAAAAACAUUUUUCUUGAGUAUGCUGAGAAAUAUUAUAUUACAAAGUUAUUUUCCAUUUGAUUUCCUUCAAUUCUUAGCAUUGUCAUCUAGCUGUAACAACCCAUUGUGAAUAUAUUGUAUUUACGAACUGCAGUAUGUGUAGACGAUAUAUAUUGAAAUAAACCGAUGGGGGGAAAAUUC
This is a messenger RNA of Esox lucius (northern pike), 5134 nucleotides long. Its product is annotated as zinc finger protein 845-like. The record is from RefSeq and is a predicted model, not a curated record. The transcript is spliced from 7 exons. Gene Ontology annotation, molecular function: telomeric repeat DNA binding. Lineage: Eukaryota; Metazoa; Chordata; Actinopteri; Esociformes; Esocidae. Gene Ontology annotation, cellular component: shelterin complex. Gene Ontology annotation, biological process: telomere capping; regulation of telomere maintenance via telomere lengthening. The coding region runs from base 105 to 3092 and encodes 995 amino acids.